AAAUACGUAUUUGAUAAUAUUUUAGAGGCAGAUUGUCCUAGAUUGCCUCCAGAUGAAGCAAUCACCAUUCCCAUGAUCAAAAGUGGUGAAGAGAUGCCUCAAAUUUUAUUGGACCUUCGAACGUCGCAAAUUUACCAAUGGAAGUCUAAUUUUAUCAUUUAUGAUGAUACCAUCAGUAGAGACAUGACAACCAGAAUAAUCCGUUGCAUAUCUCAAACUUUUCACGUACAGUCACAAAGUGCCAGUAUUACGUUAAUGAAAUUGCCAAGUAACUCAAGUUCUGCAAAAUUACACGAUAAUUUAAAAGAAAUUCUUUACUCGGUUAGAACAAGUACAAUGGGUAGAAAUUUUAUGGUGGUCGUUAGUUUUGAUUUGAUUGAAACAGUUAUGGAAUACGCGAAAAUGUUUAAUUUGGUCAACACUAAAAAUCAAUGGUUAUACGUGAUCGCCAACACGAAUUACAAACACGCUGAUAUAUUGAGGUUUAAAAAGCUUAUUAAGGAAGGCGACAAUAUAGCGUUUAUUUAUAAUUAUACGAGUGUCAAUACUAAAUGUACGGACGGCAUUUUGUGUCACGCCGAAGAAAUAGUUAACUCGUUUACUAAGGCCUUAGAUGAGGCAAUAUUAGAUGAAUUUGAAAUAGCCAGUCAGGUAUCAGAUGAGGAGUGGAACGCAAUAAGACCAACGAAAACUGAUCGUAGAAGUUGGUUAUUGGAUAAAAUGAAGGCACAUUUAUUGGCAAACGGAGUGUGUGGGAACUGCACCACUUGGAAAUUUUCAACGGGUGAAACGUGGGGUAAAGAAUAUAUGCAGAAAGGUUACACUGAAUCAUCUCCGGAUAUAUUGUCGGUGGGCACAUGGAGACCCAGUGAGGGUCCUUCAAUGACCGACGUACUAUUUCCUCACAUAACUCAAGGCUUUAGAGGGAAAAAUCUUCCUCUACUAACGUUUCAUAAUCCUCCAUGGCAGAUUGUUAAAACCAAUGAUUCGGGUGAAGUAACUGGAUACGGUGGACUAGUGUUUGAUAUAAUAAAAGAACUAGCCAAAAACUUAAAUUUCACCUACACUGUGGAAGUCAUCCCACCACCAUCAUCAUCAUCAUCAUCAUCAUCAUCAUCAUCAUCAUCUUCUACGCAUAAAAAUUCGACAUUAAAAGACAUCGCAGAAAUUUUAACUAAUAAUAUACCCGAAAUCUUUAAAGACAUGAUCAGGAAUAAAAGUGUGGCUUUGGGUGCUUGCGGAUUUACCAUCACGGAAGAAGGAAAGCAAUAUUUGAACUUUACCAUGCCAAUAACGACUCAAAGUUACACGUUCCUCGUUGCCCGACCCAGGGAACUUAGCCGAGCUUUGUUGUUUAUUUCGCCUUUUACAGGAGACACCUGGUUAUGUCUCUCAGCAGCUAUAAUUUUAGUGGGUCCCAUUUUGUACUACAUCCACCGUUAUAGUCCUGUCUAUGACUACAAGGGAUUUCCCAAAAGGGGCGGAUUGUCUUCGAUAGAAAACUGCAUUUGGUACAUGUAUGGGGCCCUUCUGCAACAAGGUGGUAUGCAUUUACCAUAUGCGGACAGUGCCAGAAUUUUGGUGGGGGCGUGGUGGUUGGUGGUUUUGGUGGUGGCCACAACUUACUGCGGAAAUUUGGUUGCUUUCCUUACGUUCCCGAAGAUCGACAUUCCCAUUACCACCAUCAACGAGCUUCUGGCUCAUAGAGACACCGUCACAUGGAGUCUGCCCCCGGGCAGCUUCCUCGAGAAAGAAAUAAAAAUUACAGGUUCCAAAUUUAAAAGGGUGUAUGAUGGCAAACUGAAUGUUAAAAAAACACCUGAAUUGAUUCGAUCAAUCGAAAAUGGCAAACACGUUUACUUUGAUUGGAAAAUUAGGCUCCAGUACAUUAUGAAGAAACAGUAUUUAGAGACCGACAGGUGUGACUUAGCAUUAGGGUUGGAGGAGUUUAUGGAUGAACGUAUUAGUUUUGUAGUGGCCCAAGACACCCCCUAUCUAAAUAUUAUAAACGACGAGAUCAAAAAGCUUCACCAAGUAGGUUUAAUAGACAAGUGGUUGAAAGAUUACCUUCCCCAAAAAGACAGAUGUUGGAAAAAUAGACAUAUUAUUGAAGUGAACAAUCACACUGUUAAUAUGGACGAUAUGCAAGGAAGCUUUUUUGUAUUGUUCUUUGGUUUCAUCCUAGGAUUAAUAUUGAUCAUCGCAGAAAAACUAUGGUUCAUCCACUCUGCGAAAAAGAGGAAGAAAAUAAUACAGCCAUUUACCACAUAAACUAUUUAUUUAAACAAAUAACGUGCUGUAAUUC
Messenger RNA from Aethina tumida (small hive beetle), 2305 nucleotides. It is a transcript of the gene Ir93a, whose product is annotated as ionotropic receptor 93a. NCBI's taxonomy places the organism in Eukaryota, Metazoa, Arthropoda, Insecta, Coleoptera, Nitidulidae. The record is from RefSeq and is a predicted model, not a curated record. Gene Ontology annotation, molecular function: signaling receptor activity; ligand-gated monoatomic ion channel activity. Gene Ontology annotation, biological process: monoatomic ion transport. The transcript is spliced from 11 exons. The annotation marks the transcript as partial. Gene Ontology annotation, cellular component: membrane.